Cryptomeria japonica (Japanese cedar) is the source of this 815-nucleotide messenger RNA. RefSeq lists its product as uncharacterized. The transcript is spliced from 5 exons. Lineage: Eukaryota; Viridiplantae; Streptophyta; Pinopsida; Cupressales; Cupressaceae. The record is from RefSeq and is a predicted model, not a curated record. The coding region runs from base 162 to 614 and encodes 150 amino acids.
AUACAUACAAACAUACUGAGUACUCUAGAUUUUAAAGUAUGUGUAGGUAGCCCCUAGAACAUAGUGGCUUCAGCUUUAUGUCUUCAUACUUUUACUUUUCAAUGGUGGCUAUAAAAUUAGGCAAUCGGAAUCUGUUAUGUCUGUGUUUCUGUUAAACUCUCAUGGAGAAUACUGGCUCAUUUUAUUCUCUUCUUAACGUCAGAAAGAACUCUUCUGCUCAUGAAAUACGCAGUGCUUAUAAGAAACAGGCAUUGAAAUGGCACCCGGAUAAAUGGUUAGCUGAUCCCUCUUUGUCAGAGAAAGCAAAGCUUCGGUUCCAACAGAUUCGAGAAGCUUAUUCAGUUUUGUCUGACGAUAUGAAAAGAGCUCUAUACGAUGCAGGCAUGUACGAGUCUUCUGAAGACACUGAUGCAUUUUGUGAUUUCCUGGAUGAGAUUUCAACGCUGAUGAAUAAUGUAAAGGUUCAGAGAAACGAGGAGGAUGAGGCUGAAGAACUGCAGGCGAUGUUCAAGAAAAUGGUGCAGGACGACUGGUUUUCGCUUGAUAGUUUUGAUUCUCCCAAAGUAAAAGACUUGAAACGCAUUACUAAUAAGAGAAGCUGCAGAAAGGCCUAGUGAAAGAGGUGGUCUAAUCGUUUUUCAAGAAAGAAAACAUAAUAAUGAUAGUUGCUAUCUAAUUGUUAGCAGCAUACUUUGGCGAGCUAACAGCUUAUAUUAUUCAAUUAUUUACUCUGGGAUAACGAGGGCUUGUAAUUGUAUCUCAAAUUUGAGACUGUUUAAUCAAUUGAAUUAAAUUACAUGAAAAUGUUUUAAUUA